AUGCGUCCAAUUGCAAUGGCGCUAGCUGUAGCACCACGUAUGCCAAUGUAUCCACCUGGUGGGCCAGGUUUAGGUCAACAGAUAUUCUAUGGUCAAGCUCAGCCUACAUUCAUUCCUCCACAGCCUGGAUUUGGGUAUCAACAGCAACUCGUGCUAGGUAUGCGUCCAGGUGGCGCCCCAAUGCCAAACUUCUUCAUGCCAAUGGUGCAGCAAGGUCAAAAAUUUCAACACCCAGGUGGCAGGCAUGCUACUGGUCUAGGUCAGCAAAACCAUCAGCCCAUACCCCUAAUGCAGCAACAGCCGCCACCUUGUGACUCUCCAUCCGUCGCUCCCCCUUCUCCUCAUUUUUCUGAUCAACUUUGGGAUGCCCGUCAACUUCCGUUAGCCACCAAUACUUUAUCGUCGGGUUACCAAAGAAGACGAAAGUUGCUGCUCCGAUGUGAUUCAGUAAUAAAGGUCGGAGACCCACUGUUGCAUCACUACCACCUAGUUUCUUUCAUCCUUCGAUCACCCUCCCAGCUGCCACUACCGCUUUGCUCGUUUUUUGAUCAGUCGAGCCAUCGAGCGGUGGAGCUCCUACCUUCCAGUAAGUGCAGUCGACGAUAUGACUGUCGACCGCCCUCAACUGUUGCCGAUGCUUUUUCUAGUCAUCUUUCGCUCCUGGUGUUAUUCCACAGCAACAAACCUUUCCUUCAAUGCCCCGAUCGAGAUGGCCGGAAGUCAAGCAACCACCAUGGCAGCCAACCAUGGUGGUUUCCACCAUGGAUGUCUACUUCUGCCACCACCGGCCACCGUGAGGUGGUGGCUGUGUGUGUGCAAUAUGGUGUUGUUCCGGAUGGUUCCAUGAUCGGAACUGGAGGUGGGGGAAUGGUUUCUGUUCCAUAUGACAUGGGUGGAAUGGCAUUGAGAGACACUAGAAUCACACAACCCAUUUCGAUUGGUGCGUUGGCUUCUGCACUUGCUAAUGCUUCCCCCACAAAACAGAUAAGGGUAUAUGCUGCAGUUGUGAAACACUUGGAAACUGUCGCAGGGGCAAACCUGUCAUUUUAUUUACUUGUGGAUUAA
This is a messenger RNA of Lactuca saligna, 1065 nucleotides long. NCBI's taxonomy places the organism in Eukaryota, Viridiplantae, Streptophyta, Magnoliopsida, Asterales, Asteraceae. The record is from the annotation of a GenBank genome assembly.